Polychytrium aggregatum is the source of this 1749-nucleotide messenger RNA. RefSeq names its product bacterial low temperature requirement A protein-domain-containing protein. The transcript is spliced from 7 exons. Bases 41 to 1570 code for a protein of 509 amino acids. Lineage: Eukaryota; Fungi; Chytridiomycota; Chytridiomycetes; Polychytriales. The record is from RefSeq and is a predicted model, not a curated record.
GCCCCAUCUGCCCCCGUCGUCUCGCCUGCAUCCCCGGCCGAUGGACACCGAAGGAGGAGGCAUCUACAUCGGCAACGAUCCCGAGGAGAUCUACUCCGAGGAGCCCUUCUCCGAGGAGCCCUUCAGCUCCAAGGACUCGAGCACCAAUGUCACCGCAGUCGUGACCGAGACAGAUCGCCGCGGAAAUCUGCACCAUCUCGAGGCGGUCGCCGUCGAGCACCACCACACCUUCACCGAGUUUGGCCAGCGAGGGCAAAUCAAAUUCCUGCCUGAAGUCGACGAGCAUCUCCACAGCUUGUUUCCCGCCAUCCGCCCUCGCCAGUACUUUAUCGAUGGCGUCCUCUACCGGGAAAAAUCGCUUCGCAAGGUCACCUGGGACGAGCUGUUCCUCGACCUGGUCUAUGUUGCUGCCUUUGACCGGCUUGGCUAUCUCUUCAAGCACGACAAUGUCGAUGGCAUCGCUGUCAACAGCUACAUGCUGGCAUUCCUUGUUGUCUGGAACUCCUGGUCCAUGAUCCACAUGAACGUCAACCGCUACGGAGCCGAUGGCUUCGUCCACCGUCUCUUCACCUGGGCCAUGACCGUGCUCGUCUCGGCAAUGGGAAUCAACAUUGUCCACAUCUUUGACCAAGGCGACAGCUCCACCGCCAAUAUCUUCAUCAUAUUGUUCAUCAUUCUCCGGGUCCUCAACUUUGUCUUUGUGAUCAUGGGCAACCAUCACUCUCGACAGUUCUGGAAGGAUGUCUUUCCCUACCAGCUCGGACACUAUUUUUCCACCAUUCCCUGGCUGGCAUCGGUGUUUCUUCCUGCUGCCUAUCGCACGCCGCUGUGGUGGAUAUCGUCACUUUGCGACCUGUUUCUUCCAAGUAUGUGCGCGCUGGCCACUCGACGGUAUCUAAAAAUCAGCCACAGGCUCGCCAUCAACAUCGAGCACAACACCGAACGAUACGGUGCCCUGACUCUGAUCGUCAUCGGCGAGAUCGUCGUCGGGUUCCUUUGGGACUCGCCUUCGCCUCAUAUCUCGACGUCGUUUUUGGCCACGAUCUUUGGAGUGCUCAUCGCCAUCUUCUUCCACUGGAUCUACUUUGCGAUCGACAGCAGCAACUACUACGUGCAUGCGGCUCGCCGGAAGGCCAUUGCCGGAUGGACAUGGUACUUGCUGCACAUUCCGCUCCACUCCUCCCUCAUUGCGGUUGGCUCGGCCAUGGGUUACGUCGUCACUGAGCAUGCCAACGCUGUGAAUGCGGACCUGCCGGCUCCCGCCGUGACCGCUGCACAUCGUUGGAUCCUCGCUGCUGGGUGCAGCAUCGCGAUCAUCAGUCUCACUCUGAUGUCGCUGGCCCACGAGCUCUAUCCGUGCCACGACCGGCGUGUGUCCGACACCAUUCGGUUCGUCAUGCGCACUGUAGUGGCCGUUGCCAUGGUCGUCCUGGCGGUUUGGGGCGAGAGUCUGUCGAUGCUGGCGCUGAUGGGCACGAUUGUUGGCCUCCUGAUGUCGCUGGCCCUGUUUGAGGAGUAUGGUCGACUGCGGAUCAGUCGCCCAUGCGCCGUCAAAUCACCUCAUGUGUAAGAGCAAACUCCAGGGAAAUGUCCAUCCGUCUGCACCAUGAAUGCGCAUUCCCUCCGUUGGAUUGUUUUCGACUACCCUAUUUGUGCGAUUGGGAAUCUGUGGCACUGAAGUAAUCGUUCGCCACACCUUGAAUACAGUCUAUCCAGAAAUAAACGGGACACUUUCCCUUUCUGGCUUCA